Molecule: messenger RNA, 893 nt
Organism: Vespula vulgaris
Lineage: Eukaryota; Metazoa; Arthropoda; Insecta; Hymenoptera; Vespidae
Product: serine/threonine-protein kinase Nek8-like
Exons: 2
Coding region: 490-822 (110 amino acids)
Biological process (GO): protein phosphorylation
Molecular function (GO): ATP binding; protein kinase activity
Source: RefSeq, a predicted model, not a curated record
GUCAUUAAUGUACUUUAGUGUAUAUAAUCAUAUUUUUCUGUAAACAGUCCCCAUCAAGUUAUGAUUUAUGAACACAAUUUUACAAAUUUAUACGUCGUGUAUUAAACAAAAGUAUAUAUGUCAUAACUGAAUAUCAAUUAUUAACAAAUAAGAAAACAUAUAAUUAUAUAAAAAUGAAUACAUGUGUUAAAAAAUAUAAGUUCGAAGCUGUAUUGGGCAGGGGAAUGUUUGGGUAAGAAAAAUAUUAAUUUUCAUAAAUUAAUAAUUUCUUAGAAUAUAUGAUAUGUGUGUGUGUGUAUGUGUGUACGUGUAUGUGUGUGUCAACAGAACUGUUCAUCUAGUUAGAAGAAUAAAGGACUUGAAACCAUUUGUUAUAAAGGAACAGAAUUUAAGUAUAAAAACUAAUAUAUCUUUUGAAGUAAGUUUGCAUAUAUUGUUGCUAUACUUCGUCAAUCAUUUAAAUUGAAAAAAUGAUAUCAUAUGUUUUAGAUGGUCUUGAGAGAAGUGCAAUAUUUGCAAAAAAUGAGGCAUCCAAACAUUGUUGCUUAUCAUGCAGCUUGGAUUGAAAAUAAUAAAAGUUACAUUCUUAUGGAAUAUGCAACUCAUAGUACUUUGAAAGAAUUAUUGGAAAAACGUGAAGUACCGCUUAUGGAAGAAAAUGCUUUGUAUUUGUUCUCACAAAUUACUCUUGGAGUCCAUCAUAUACAUACAAAGAAAAUUCUUCAUAGAGAUUUAAAACCUGAGAACAUUUUGUUGACUGGACGUAAAGGAGACAUUGUUAAAAUUAGUGACUUUGGUGUUUCUAAAGAUAUACAAGAGUAAGACUUAUCACAUUUUUGACUGCGAAUUUAAUAGAUUUAAGAUCUUGAAAAUAUUAAAUAAUUUAAUGUAAU